This is a messenger RNA of Nymphaea colorata (pocket water lily), 2274 nucleotides long. RefSeq lists its product as uncharacterized. The coding region runs from base 58 to 1860 and encodes 600 amino acids. The record is from RefSeq and is a predicted model, not a curated record. Lineage: Eukaryota; Viridiplantae; Streptophyta; Magnoliopsida; Nymphaeales; Nymphaeaceae. The transcript is spliced from 6 exons.
AACUGCAUUCUCCGACGAUAUCAUUCCGCUCGUCCCCGCCUUAAAUGGAUCGUACCCAUGGCUGAAGCCGCCGGACUUCCUUCUCCUCCUCGGCAGAGAGGCGGUGAUGAACUCAUUCACGCAGAUCAUUAUGAUCCUGCAACGACAAGCCCAGAUAUCCCCACAUUGGAAACGGACUCUCCCGGGAAGGUUAUCCGAUCAUGUCAGAGCGAGGACGACUCUCCACAUUGUUCCCCAUCUUCUUCUCCCGAUAUAUUGUCGGGAGGAUCUCCUGCGAGAUCGAUGGAGGUGGAGGAGAAUGUAAUCCUCAUUCCGACCACAAUCUAUGAGGACAAGCGCGAGGAUGAAGGGAAAUUGGGAAUAGAAACCCUCGAUCUGGGGGAGAUGCCGGAAGAGGUCUCGAGGGAGUUGUCCUCGAUCGAUCCUCCAGGAAUGGAGGAUUCAGAUGGCGAGAUAGCUGAGAAUGAGAUGUCGUCGAGGAAGGAAACCGAUCGCCCCCGCGAGAUCGAGGGGGCCAUUGAGGAGGGACAAGAAGGAUCAAGGCAGAAGCAGGAAUUCGAGGCGAGAAUGGAGGAAGUACUCGAGAGGGAGAGAAAUCUCGGGGAGAGGCUAGCGGCCGCUGACAUUCGGAUUCUCGAAUUAGAGAAGGAAAGGGACAGUCGGAAGUAUGUGCUGGCAGAGCUCUCCAUUUCGGUUCGGCGGGCGUGCGAUGUGGUUGAUGGCAUUCUCAAGAAACUCCCCGUGGAAAGCUCUGGAGUAAUCCAGGAGAGCGGUGAUGGGAACAAUGGAGAUCUGAACUUGGAUACCGAAACGAGGGAUCUGGUCGGCAGCAUUAAAUCUUUGAACGGUCUUGUGACGGCUGCAGAAACCGCCUUUAUGGAGUAUGAAGAGAAGAAUAGAAAGGAGAAGAAGGAAUUGGAGAAUAGCGUGGUGAGCCUAACAGAGGAAGCGAGGGAUAUAGGGGUUCUGCUCAAAGUAGCAUUGGCGGAGAAGGAGGCCGCCGAGAGGUCUCUGAAUAAAUUGAAAGGAGGCGGAGGCGAGCAGAAAAGAGUGGCCAUAUUGCAGAUAGCGGAGCGGGGUUUGCAGAGGGUGGGGUUUGGAUUUAUGAUGGGUUCGGGUGCGAGUGAGGCAGACAGCAACGGGGUCGUGAGCUCUGGCACCAAAGUAGAGGGGAAUGAGUCUGAAGAAGAAGUCGUUAGUCUGGCAUCCACUAUUGAAAAUAUGAUGAAAAAUCUGCGGCUUGAGAUAUCUGAACUGCGAAAAUCUUUGGACGAAUCAAGGGCAGACAAUGAGCGUUUGCAGCAACUAACAGAGAAGCAAGCCCAAAAAUUAUCCGAGAAUCAUCUGUACAUAAAGGACUUGGAAGAAAGAGAAAACGUGUUAACUCAAAAUGUUGAGGAACUCAUGAUGGAAAUAACGGAGGUUGAAGAAGAUGUCGUUAGAUGGAGAGAAGCUUGCGAAUUGGAGGUGGAGGCAGGGAAAAGUGUCAUUCAACAAUAUGACAAAGAGACUGCUACUCUCAAGGAAGAACUGGAAACGACUAGGGCCUCACUGGAUUUGGCAAACAACAAACUGAAGCUGAAGGAAGAGCUAGCCUUUACCGCGAUGGCAGCACAAGAGGCUGCAGAGAAAUCUCUCCGGCUAGCAGAUACUCGUUCCGCAAUUCUCCAUGAGCGAAUCGAGGAGUUGACAAAGCAGCUGGAGGCUGUGGAGAGCAGGGGGGAUCACAGCUUGCGUAGGAGAAUCAGACACGUGUGCUGGCCAUGGGAAGUGCUCAAAGCAGCCCCUGGAGUUUCACGAAGGAGGCCAAGCCGGAGAAGGUUGUCAGACAUGGAGGGGUUGUUGCACUAUCCCGCGUAAUGUACAGCGUUCGUUAGUCAGUCAAACGGGACCGUGCUACUUUACCUCCUGGCCUGGACCCGCGGGAGCUUCAGCAGCAAAAUUUGUACAUUGUUCCUUGAUCGGAGGUGAUCUGCUUGCCCCUGCUUUGCGUUUGGGUUAAGGAAAGAUGCGCACAAAAAUUUAUUCGAGAUCCGUCACAAAAGUGUGGUGAUCAGAAGUACUUAUUUUACAUUAUCAUAAUUCAUUGCCUUUCCGGAGAAAAUAUACAGAACCCUCCUUGUAUAUUUCUGAGAGGAAGUGCUUAUAUAUGUUUUGUUUUCCUGUAAGCUUAUAAAUGUAAACUAUUCUAUUUCUUUUGGAUUUGGUUCGGAUCCACCCUUUACUGAAUUUGACUUUGCACAAGAAAGGAAAGGGCCAUGGGUUUUGCUACAA